CUGUGUCAGUGAGAGGCUGUGAGAAUGACCUGGGAGGUGUGAGAUGUUUCAUUGCAGGCUCAACUAGUGUUUUUUUUGUUUUCUAUUAAGGGAUAUUUUUACAAAAAUACAUUAGGGGCUUUACUGCAGUGUAAGUGAGAAAAUCUGUUUCAAAUAAGAGGUCACUGUCUCAACAAUAGUGUGGCUUAGUUAUAAAAAAGGUAAUAGUGUUCUGUUUUUUUGAGCUUUUUAUAUUCUAAUCCAUCCAAUAAAACAGCAGGCGGCUUCUGUUGCUCACAGGGCGGAUCUGAUCAUACUGUCUACAAAGGAUGUGCCGUCCUUUCAACUUGGCCAAUCAAACGCUGUCCUGGCCUUAAAGAGAGCAAACCACUGACAUUCUUCCAUUUAGCACAGCAACUUUAACGAAAUGGCAUCACCAGUGUGGAUGUUCUGUAUCACAGCUUUGUUCCUGGGUAAAUUGGGUAAGUUAUGCUUCUGUCAUUCCUUUUAUCAGUGCAUUCUAGGGUCAGAACUGCAGUGCUCCCAUUUCUUGCAUUACAGCAAUCCUACUUUGCUUCUUCUCUUGUUUCACUAGUUCAACUAACCGAUGUGACGUCCUCCUCACUUCGUCGCCAGACGAGUCACUUUGUUACAGUCAAAGCUGGGGACAACUUAACUUUGAAAUGUUUCAAUGAACACAAUGGUGCUGCAAAGAUUUACUGGUAUAAACACAGUUUGGGACAGAAACCAACACUGAUCUCUACGUUCUACAAGUAUGAUGGGAACUGUCUUUUUUAUGGUGAAUUUAUUAACAAUCCACGCUUCAUAAUGGAUAAUGAAAAUGAUAAAAAUCACUUGACGAUCACAGGUGUACAUACUUCAGACUCAGCUACUUAUUACUGCAUGAGUUGCUAUAUACACUCAGUAGAAUUCUUAUGGACCACAACUGUAGUUGUAAUGAAUUCAGAUUUAACCAUGCCAGCUCUGGUGCAUCAGUCAGUGUCUGGGAGCAUCCAGUCAGGAGGCUCUGUGACUCUGAACUGUACAGUACAAACUGGGACCUGUGAUGGACAACACAGCGUUUACUGGUUCAAAGACUCUGGAGAAGCUCGUCCAGGAAUCGUUUACACCAACGGAGACAGAAAUGAUCAGUGUGAGAGGAAACCAGACACACAGACACACACCUGUGUCUUUGACCUGCCUCUACAAAGCCUGAAUGCUUCUGAUGCUGGGACCUACUACUGCGCUGUCGCCUCAUGUGGAAACAUUGUGUUUGGAAACGGGACCAAGCUGCAGUUUGAGGUAUUCACAGGUAACGUGGACCUUCUGGUGGCUUUCUUGAGCGGAGCUUUGAUAUUCUUCUUCAUCCUGACUGUUUUUCUUGUUGUCUCACUUUGUAAAAAAAGAAACUUCGGUCAGUCCACAGAGCACCGAGCAAGGUUUUCAUCUAUCCACACAUCAAACACAGAGAUUGGUCAAGACGCAGACAACCUUCAUUAUGCAGCCCUGAACACUAAACUACCAAAGAGAUCAAGAAGACAGAAAGAUGACACCAACACUCACUAUGUGUAUUCCAGUGUAAAGCUGUAGAUGUUUUACUGUGUGAAUAGGACUUAGAUGUGCCUUGUAGAUUUAGACACAAAUGUGUAAACCAUAUCCAUGUUUUGUUCUUUUAUAUGUAAAAUCUUAAGAUUAUUAUUAUUUUAUUUCAUGUGAUUCAUGACAUGAGCCUUUCCAUCGGAUUUUGUCUUUUAUCAAGAUCUUUAUAAAUCAGUAUUUUGACAGAAGAUGGCCUGUAAUAUUACAUGAAGUAAUUAGAAAGAAGUCUGUUGUUAAUUGUUUACAGAAAAUUCAGACAAUACUGUCUUAUUAUUUCAUUUGUUGUAUUUUGGUUCUUUGUGGCACAGUGUUUGAUUCAAGGGUCAUUCGGGUGUCCUUCUUGUUAAAUGUUCUGCCCGCAUCUGCAUGGGUUUUCUCCCCCCACAGUCCACAAACAGACUUACUGUACGGGAAUGUCGGGUUGAUUGGGGACUUUGAAUUGUUCGUAAGUGAGAGUGAGUGGUUGUGUGUGUCUGUGUGUAGCCCUGUGAUGGACUGGUGACCUGUCCAAGCUGAACCCCUCCACUCGCCACAUUGUCAGCUGAAGCUGAGUUUCCAAAAUGCUGUAGUACGUGCUCAUCAAAACUAGAAAGACUAUUCUGCCAAUCCUGUAUCACAAUAGGUGUAUUUGUAUCUAGAAAAAUUAGUAAAUCUGUUUGAAAUAAAAAGAAACAAACAAGAAACAUUCAGCCUUGAGAUAACCUAAUCUGAAAGAGAUAGAAAAGCCGUAGAGAGCAGCAGUUUCUGUGGUUUAACAGAUGAAAGUGUUCCUCCCUCGUGACGUUCGACCUCAUUUAUAUACCUAUACUCAUUUACAUACUAAGGGUCAUUCAUAGGCAAAUACUGGAAACUGUACACGUUUCU
Messenger RNA from Betta splendens (Siamese fighting fish), 2442 nucleotides. RefSeq lists its product as uncharacterized. The coding region runs from base 469 to 1569 and encodes 366 amino acids. The transcript has 4 exons. The record is from RefSeq and is a predicted model, not a curated record. Gene Ontology annotation, biological process: response to bacterium. NCBI's taxonomy places the organism in Eukaryota, Metazoa, Chordata, Actinopteri, Anabantiformes, Osphronemidae.